ACAUUGUUUUCAAACACGCCGUUGAAAACCCUCAUUAUUCCAGUUAUCACCUCACUUCCUGUAUAGAGUUUAGUAAUAGCUACUGACUUUCGGAUCUUUUCGGGCGACGGGACUGGUGCUGCUCAGAAACCCGAAUCUUCGGACCGCAGGCCCUGAUCCAGCCGAGGCCAUGGCAGACUUUUCGCUUGCUGACGCAAUCCCAGAUGAUGUUUCUGGUGAAGCAUCAAAAACUAGGCACACCAAUCCAUCAGCUCCUGGAAAUGGUGCUCCGCCCCCCACUAAUCCUGGAUGGCCUGGUGCGGCCCCUGGUGGCCCUAAUUUCCCAUCCUCAGGAGGCCCUGGCCAACCAACAGCCCCCUCUGGCUUUCCCCAGAGCGGGCCUUCUGCCCCUGGUUCCUUUCCACCCGGCCCAGGAGCCCCGGGACAGUUUCCAGGAGCCCCAGCUGCCCCGGGUGGAUACCCUCCAGGUCCGGGCGGAUACCCUCCGGGUCCGGGCGUACCUGGGCAGUUCCCCUCCAACCCUGGAGCUCCAGGACAGUUUCCCUCGAUGCCAGGUCAGUUCCCACCAGGUGGGGCACCCAUGCCAUACCCUGUUCCUGGACAGUUCCCUUCCCCACCUGGGGCUCCACAGGGCCCAUAUCCAAAUGUGCCUUACCCACCAGGUCAGUCUGGGCCUGGCAUGUACGGUCCAGGAGGCCCUGGUGCCUUUCCACCAGAUGGAGGCCCAGGAUAUGCAGGAGGAAUGUUUCCCCCAAUACCACCAGGGUCCUGGGGUACACACGGAGGGGGCUUCCCUCCUCAACCUGGCCCACCAGGAGGCUACGGUCCAGGGCCCAUGGGACCAUACGGAGGGCCUGCAGCUCCAGGUGGAAUGCUGCCAUUGCCAUACGAUCUACCGCUGCACGCAGGGAUAAUGCCCGGACUCCUGAUCACUAUUGUGGGUGAGCCAGUACCAGGAGGAGAUAGGUUCCAUGUAGAUCUUGUGAGGGGUCGUGAUGUGGUUUUCCAUUUCAACCCACGUUUCCAUGAGAACACCAUCGUACGGAACACAAAUUUUGAUGGCUACUGGGGUCCCGAGGAGAGAGAUGGAGGCUUUCCCUUUGUGCAGGGCAGACAGUUUGAGCUGAAGAUCCUGGUGGAGACAGACGGGUUUAAGGUGGCUGUGGACGGGGUUCAUCUGCUGGAGUUUGAGCACAGAGCAGGCGGGAUGGAGGAUGUCACUCAUCUGCACAUAGAGGGAGACCUUACUCUGUUCAGUGCAGCCCCCAGCAUGAUCUGAAACACAGGGAGCCGUUUGACAAUGUUGAGAUGACACAUUAAGUCAUCGGUCUUUAAAAAGUACUUUAUCUCCAAAAAAGUGGGACGAACAGAAAUGAAUAAAAGCUAUAAUGAUAUAUCUGUUACCGGUCUCUCCAUUGCAGAUUAGUCAAACACAUGAUCGCCACUUGAUCUAAACAAUUGAAAUACAGAUGUAGAACAAGUUUUGACCCGUCUGAGAGGUCAUCAGGACACUGCUGCGUGUCUAUCGCAAUGUGACGGUCUGUUUUGACCCGUCAGAAUGCAUUAUGCUAGUCAUCCUUUUGCAUGUAUACCGGAACAUGACUAAUUUUAUAAAAAAAAUCAAACGUAUUGGCCAGCCUUUCACACGCUAUGUUUAUAGUUAUCGAUCAUUAAUUCAGGAAAACUGCAGACCAGAGCUGUGACACUGUGCUGAAUUACAUCAGAUCAAAAUGGCUGAAUUAUUUUUUAUUUGGUAUGAAUGUUGGAAAAUGUUUAUUAUUUUGAAUAAAACCAUAAUAAUUAAAGCAUUGUGAUAAAGGAGAUGAGAAAGUAAUUAUGUUUGAAUAAAUGCUGUAUCACCCCAA
Messenger RNA from Pimephales promelas (fathead minnow), 1865 nucleotides. It is a transcript of the gene lgals3a, whose product is annotated as lectin, galactoside binding soluble 3a. Lineage: Eukaryota; Metazoa; Chordata; Actinopteri; Cypriniformes; Leuciscidae. Gene Ontology annotation, cellular component: cytoplasm; nucleus; immunological synapse. Gene Ontology annotation, biological process: monocyte chemotaxis; positive chemotaxis; negative regulation of extrinsic apoptotic signaling pathway. Gene Ontology annotation, molecular function: laminin binding; disaccharide binding; IgE binding. The record is from RefSeq and is a predicted model, not a curated record.